UGCAUAUUUUUUCGCAUUCCGAAAACAAAUUUGUUGUCCUUUGUCCAAGUGUGUUGUUGGCAACGCUACUUUAGAAUUGGAGUUCCGAAGGCAAUCUCAUCUCUCCAACGCAUUUUGAGUGAGCAGGUAAGAAUCACUUUGUGUAAUCGCGCGCAUAGUUUCAUAACAACAAUAGCUCGUAAACAACUAAUGGCAGUGAUUCUAGGAAUUUCGCGACAAGGACGUAGUAAAAACAUUUCCAGAAUUGCAUCGCAUUGUGUGCCGAAAUUUAAUUGCAAGCCAAACUGACCUUAUCGAGUAGUCUCUUUUGCGCAUUUAUGAAUGUAAUUUCGCCUCUUUAAAAUUUUAACGGCACCUGCACUUACACUCAUUUAUCAUAGACGCUACUCUCUAGCAGCGGUUUGUAGUAUAAAGAGCAAGAAAUCCAACACAACUUGUCAGUUGUGGGAAAAACCUAAAAUUAAGCGGAGUUCAUCAGCGCACAGUGGAAAAUCCUUAAAUUUAAUGCAAAUAAAUAGCGAAACUGUGUGAAAACCACAAAAAGUUGGCGGAAUUCAUCAAUCACAACAGCUAACAACUGGGCUCACAUUCAUUCAUGCAGCGGUGGGAAAAUCUCAACAUUUGGCCGAUCUAUAAAACAAUAAAGCAGUCGCCAUCACAGCAAUAAAAUGUGGUUUUAUCGAUUGCUGUUGCAGCUCUCGCUACUUGGUAUUAUGUGGCCUAUGAGAUCCACUGCCGACAACCGGCAACUAACAGCGCUAAAUGAAGUUUUUGAUGAGAAUUUGGACAGCAUUUUUAAAGUAGGACCUGGUUUUGCUGUAUUCAAUGAGACGAAAGUAAGGCCAGCAAGCUUUGAUGAUGUUAUUUGCCCAGAACGACUUAACGGAAUGCCAUUUUGCACAGAGGUACCAGAUUAUCUGGACUUACCUAAGUUGGAUAAUUUCAACCGAGAAGACUUUGAAAAGUUCAAAUCCUAUUUCAAAGAUGAUUUUGUAAUACCAAAUGUGAAGAGUCGCAUUGAUGGUGAGCCCAUGGAGAGUUAUUUUUGCGACAGUAGGACACGUUUAAUAUACCCGAAGGUGGCUCAAUCAAGAGAAUCCAAGUGGCUGAUGGUGGUGCAACACCCACAAUACAAACAAGGCGUUUUAGUGGAGCAGUGUGAGAACGAGGACGCGCCUUGUAAAUACGAGGAACUCUUACCUUUCUACAUAACUACGAAGUGUAGACAGCAUUUUGUCUAUAGAAAUUUGGUGGUGGUGGUCGAUGGCCGAAUGCAGGAGAAUAUGGUGAAAUUGCCAAAUGCGUGCAAGUGUGUUUUGAGGAAUAUCGAUAAGCCGAGGCGCAAGAAAGGAAGGGAGAAAAAACGAAAUUUGUAGCUUAAAUUAUUGUAAAAAAUAUGUGUGAAUAUCAGGUGGCCGCCGUAGCGGAAUGGGUUUGUGUGUGUGGCUACCACUCGGUAAUAUCCGGGAGCGAAAUCCACAGGGGGAACGAAACAGUAAAAUGAAAGAAAAGGUUUUUUCUAAUUGCCAUCGCUCAGGGGCAGGCUUUGAUAAACAACCGAGUGCAGAUUUGCCAUGGAAAAGCGACUCCAUUCGGAGGCGACACAGAAAAAUGUUGGUGCCCACAUUUGUGGAACAACAUCAAACUGCAUCCCACGAAUUGGAAGAGGAGCUCGAUGAAAUACUCCAACAUAGGAUGUAAGCGUCAAUGAUUUGAAUGUAUGUACCUAUUAGUUUGCGGAAAGAGGAAUUUCUUCUAUAAAAAUGGUUGAUGAACAGGAUUUAAUACUGCAAUAAAGGAGAAGGAAAAGAAAUCCAUUAUUCUUGCAUCAAAUUUUUGCCAAAUAGCUUAAAAUUGUUUAAUGGUCGCUCUUCAACUCCUGGACGAUGUUGAGACUACUAACAUUCCGGUCAACUUCGGUUAUUUCUGUGAUUUUAUCGAUAUUUUCGACAUUACCGACAUUUUCUUCAACAUCAACGGAAUCGACGAAAUCAAAAAUGUACGCAAUUAGCUGUUACAGUAUCGGCUCCAUGAACACCUUUCACAACUUCAGUGGCCUAGCUUGUAUUUUCGCAUUUUCGCCUUUACCAAAGAAAAUUUUUAAAAUGUACCGAAUUUUACAAACUUGACCC
Molecule: messenger RNA, 2132 nt
Organism: Anastrepha ludens (Mexican fruit fly)
Lineage: Eukaryota; Metazoa; Arthropoda; Insecta; Diptera; Tephritidae
Product: protein spaetzle-like
Exons: 2
Coding region: 669-1376 (235 amino acids)
Biological process (GO): regulation of Toll signaling pathway; innate immune response; central nervous system formation
Cellular component (GO): extracellular region
Molecular function (GO): Toll binding; growth factor activity
Source: RefSeq, a predicted model, not a curated record